Molecule: messenger RNA, 1180 nt
Organism: Populus euphratica (Euphrates poplar)
Lineage: Eukaryota; Viridiplantae; Streptophyta; Magnoliopsida; Malpighiales; Salicaceae
Product: Biotin/lipoate A/B protein ligase family
Exons: 4
Coding region: 255-905 (216 amino acids)
Biological process (GO): protein modification process
Source: RefSeq, a predicted model, not a curated record
CACUGAUCCAAGACAUACCAGCAGAUUGAUUGUUGAGGUAAAACCAAGACAUCUUUUGCUUACUUCCGGCCCUUGUUUCCUUUUCAGUCCUUUUUUUUUCGCAUUAACCAAGAUGGGAAUAGUGCAUGAAGCAAGGAAACUUGGGUUGCCAUUAAUGAAUGUUGUGAGAUUCAAAGGAAUGCCCAUUUUAGAGCAACUUUUUUUGGAGGAAAAGCUGCUUCGUACUUCUUCAGAUAAUUGGUGUAUUGUUAACGAUGGAACUAAUACUCCUUCCAUUGUCAUGGGCUUGUCUGGAACUUCUUGAGCUUGGGUUUGUUUUACGAGAUGAGGUUCCUGUCAUCAGAAGGUUUACUGGCGGUGGAACUGUUAUUGUUGACCAUGGGACUAUUUUUGUCACUCUUAUAUGCAACAAGGAUGAUGUUCCUGGAGUUCAACCAUAUCCUCGUUCCAUCAUGUCUUGGAGUGGUCUUUUGUAUGGUCAGGUGUUGCGAGGGAUUGGUGAUUUCCAGCUCCGUGAGAAUGAUUAUGUUUUUGGUGAUCACAAAUUUGGUGGAAACGCACAAUCGAUAACCAAAAAUCGUUGGAUACACCAUACUUCCUUUUUAUGGGAUUAUGAGGCCAAGAACAUGGCUUACUUGAAGCUACCGGCUCGGGCUCCUGAAUAUAGAUCGGCAAGAGACCACAGCGAAUUCAUUUGUCGCAUGAAGGAUUAUUUGCCGAGGUCACUUUUUGUUGAGAAAACCACAAAGGCUCUUGAAACCCAUUUUUCACUGCAACCAGUGAAUUCUGAGACAGUUGGUGCAGUUCAUGAUGGAGGAUUUGUUCACACCACUAGCCUUCUCACGAAGCAGGAACUCAAGGAUGCUUUGGCAUCUUCACUUGAGAGUAUUGCUCACAGCACUUAGAUUUCUUACACUGAAUACUAUUUCAUUAGCAAGGGAUUUGGACAAGGACAUCUAACUACCUUUAUACCGGUUGCCAAAUUAAACGUUCAUAAAAAUGACUUUUUUGUGUUACUCUCUUGCGACAUUGGAGCAGCAUUCUUGCUCUUGUAUGUUCAGAGCAAAACUGUAGUAUUUUUUUCUAUGAUUAUUCAGAAACACGUGAAAUUUCUUACAGAUGCUGGGCAGUCGAUUUUUUAGCCGAGAAGGAAGGUUCAAAAUACCUUUGACAUUGUUUU